Molecule: messenger RNA, 402 nt
Organism: Macrosteles quadrilineatus (aster leafhopper)
Lineage: Eukaryota; Metazoa; Arthropoda; Insecta; Hemiptera; Cicadellidae
Exons: 1
Coding region: 1-402 (133 amino acids)
Source: RefSeq, a predicted model, not a curated record
AUGACCGGCGAGAACCAGCGGCAGCGAUACGUGGCGGGAACCACCGGCAGCGAUACGUGGCGGGAACCACCGGCAGCGAUACGUGGCGGGAAUCAGCGGCAGCGAUACGUGGCGGGAAUCAGCGGCAGCGAUACGUGGCGGGAAUCAGCGGCAGCGAUACGUGGCGGGAAUCAGCGGCAGCGAUACGUGGCGGGAAUCAGCGGCAGCGAUACGUGGCGGGAAUCAGCGGCAGCGAUACGUGGCGGGAACCACCGGCAGCGAUACGUGGCGGGAAUCAGCGGCAGCGAUACGUGGCGGGAAUCAGCGGCAGCGAUACGUGGCGGGAAAGAGGUAGCCCACACCGAAGCUGCAGGCAGCGGGAAGCGGGACGACUCCUCAGUUCAUUUUCAUCUUACUCAUUAG